Molecule: messenger RNA, 9825 nt
Organism: Procambarus clarkii (red swamp crayfish)
Lineage: Eukaryota; Metazoa; Arthropoda; Malacostraca; Decapoda; Cambaridae
Biological process (GO): cellular component organization; protein import into nucleus
Molecular function (GO): nuclear import signal receptor activity; actin binding
Source: RefSeq, a predicted model, not a curated record
AGUCGAGGUUUGACCAGUGCCGGAGUGAGGUGUGGGCGCCCCUAUUGUGUCGUGUGUCGUGUGUGUGUAUCGUGUGCCCCGCCACCUACCCCACAAUACUGGGCUGCGUGACCCACCAAGCGACACUGUGAGAGUGCAAGUGUUGGUGUGUUAGCGUGCGCGGUAGUUGUUAGUGUGGUGACAGUGAGAGCCCCGACGGUGGAGCUACACGCACACCUACACUCCUUAAGGUUACAUCCGGGAGCCUGAUCUGGUCCCGCCCAAGGUGACCUGGUCCUGCCCAAGGUGACCUGGUCCUGCCCAAGGUGACCUGGUCCCGCCCGAGGUGACCUGGUCCCGCCCAAGGUGACCUGGUCCCGCCCAAGGUGACCUGGUCCCGCCCAAGGUGACCUGGUCCUGCCCGAGGUGACCUGGUCCCGCCCGAGGUGACCAGCAGCGGCUCCUCGCCCCCAGGACACUGCCCUCUGGACCUGCUCGUUGCACAAGUAGCACGAGACGAGCCGUACCAGACUUUUAGACUUUAUCAGAAAGGUCGAGGGAGAGGAGAGUGAGGUCGUCCUUGUAGCGGGCCCGUCCUCAGUGUUGAGGGCCUCGUAGAGCCAAGAUGGCGGCCACCUAGAGCCCAGGACCCGCCCUGCGGCCACACCCUCGCCACACCAUGUGAAGGUCGCCACACCCACGCCCCCUGUGGCUCCCUACUCCCCGGAUACAUACAAUACACCUCCCACAAUACACCUCUCACAAGCCACAAUCGUUGAGUGGUCUUACGUAAAGUCUUACGUGCUCUAAAAGUCUCAGAUCUUCCAAGACUUUUGGAAUCUUCCGCUUAGCAGCAGAGGGUUUGAAGAGCUCCGAGGGUUGCAAGGGCAAAGUUCCCAAGAGUCUGCUCUGGAGCGUGUUACUGCGGGCGACCUUGAGGAGCGAGGCCAGCAGAGAGAGCCCCAGCAGAGGGCAGAGCGAGGCCUGACGCCCGCCUUGCCACAACAGUCGCGCGCCGCCCCCGCCCCCGCCGCCAGCGCUACUCCUCCGCCACUCUUCAGCUCGCACGAAAAAAGAGGUUGAGUGCGAGUCCGCCCUCAGAGCCGAGAUGGACUCGAGAAUCGGCCUGGACUACAUCGUAGAGAACAAGGAGUACACCACGAAGCUCGCUGCUGCUCUGGACACCAGCAAUGUCACCAUCAAGAAGCAAGUGUUCGAGCUGCUGUCGGCGCUGUGCGUCUACAAUGUCGACGGCUACAACAGGGCCAUCGACGCCUUGGAACACUACAAGGCGCUGAAGGCGGAGAGGUACCGCUUCAAGGUGGUGGUGGAGGAGCUGAAGACGGCGACCACCUCCGAGUACCACACGGCCCUCGUCGCUUUCAUCAACUGCAUCAUCAUCUCCACCCCUCACCUCAAGGACAGGAUCAGGAUAAGGAAUGAGUUCAUCGGUCUCAAAGUCUUGGAAGUCAUCAGUAGACUGAGACAAGCGGCGGGGACGGACGCGGACCUUGCCGUGCAGCUGGACGUGUUCGACGAGCAGAGGGACACCGACGAGGCCCAGAUCUCCGGGCCUGAUGGCGUCGACCUCAGCUCUCACCUCGACGUCUUCUACGCCAUCCUCAGACAGGUGGUGGAGACGCCGCAGGAGAUCCCCUUCCUCAGCGUGCUGCAGCACCUGCUGAGGAUCGACCCCAAGGAGCCGGUGAGUGACGUGAUCUGGGACACGGCGGAGAAGCUGCUGCACCGCGCCACCCUGCUGGAGGACGCCAGGGACUCCGCCAGGCUCCUGAGGGCGCCCUCCCAGAAGUCCCUCACCAAGCUGAAGGUGGGAGACGCCUCCAGGUGCCUCUGCUCCUGCCACCGGGACGACCCCAAGUCCCGCAAACACUCCCUCAACCUCAACCUUAAUACUCAACUGUCGCCUUCGACGCUGACCUCACCUGUGACGGACCCCUCGCCCCUGCCGCCGCCCCUGCCAGGGGGUCCGCCGCCACCCCCGCCACCCCCGCCGCUGCCCCCAGGUAGUGGCCCGCCACCUCCCCCUCCACCUCCAGGCGGGCCACCUCCUCCACCACCGCCGCCUGGAGGAGGACCUCCACCGCCGCCUGGGCCGCCCCGUCCUCCAGGACCUCCAGGGGCGGCCGCCAGGAGCCGCCAGGAACCUGCGGAAGAGAAGGUGCGGCUGCCGCAGAUGGAGACCCCCAAACCUCGCUCCAAGAUGAAGACCUUCAACUGGAACAAGAUCCCCAACUCUAAGGUGCUGGCCAAGAACAACAUCUGGUCACAGCUGGCGCGACAACACCAGAACUCGCCAACCACCGCCCUGGACUGGGAGGAGAUGGAGGGCCUCUUCUGCCAGCAGACGACCUCCACCCCCUCCACCUCGCCCUCCAAGACCUCCAAAGAUGCCAAAGAUGAUGUGGAGAAGAAGAAGAAGGAGCCAACGGAGAUCAACUUGCUGGACGGGAAGAGGUCUCUCAACGUCAACAUCUUCCUCAAGCAGUUCCGAGUGAGCAACGAGGAGAUUAUGGAGAUGAUCCGGAACGGGGAGCACAGCGACAUAGGCGCCGAGAAGCUGCGGGGACUGCUCAAGAUCCUGCCGGAGGCCGACGAGAUGGACAUGCUCAGGAAUUUCGACGGUGACCGCACCAAGCUGGGCAGUGCUGAGAAGUUCCUGAUGAUGCUGCUGGAAGUCCCACAGUACAAGCUGAGGAUCGAAGCCAUGCUGCUGAAGGAGGAGUUCGAGUCGACCAUGGACCAGAUCGAGCCCUCUAUCAACGCCUUCCUCUACGCCGGGAGGGACCUGCUCGCCAACCCCCACCUGCAGGAGGUCCUCUACAUGGUCCUCGUCGCCGGCAACUUCCUCAAUAGUGGAGGGUACGCCGGGAACGCCGCCGGCAUGAAGCUUUCCUCGCUCCACAAGCUGACUGACAUCAGAGCCAACAAGCCUGGCAUGACUCUUCUCCACUAUGUUGUUCAGCAAGCGGAGAGGCGGGACCCAGAGCUGCUCAAGUUCCCGGACGAGAUGCCCUGUCUCGAGGAGGCCACCAAGACCACGAUGGAUCAGCUGAUGAGCGAGAUGAAACAGCUGGACGCAAGGAUAUCCAAGCUUUCCACCCAGCUGCACAGUCCCUCCACACCCAGGGACAUCACCCUCCAGAUGGGUGACUUCCUCCAGGUUGCUUCAAAUGAUCUUAAUUCACUGAAAGCAGGAAUUGAGGACGUAGAGAAUGUGAAGAUCAAAGUUGCUGAGUACUUUUGUGAAGACCCCAACACCUUUAAGAUUGAGGAGAGUUUUAAGAUUCUCUUCAACUUCUGCUCAAGAUUCAAACAAGCUAUUGCUGAGAAUGAACGGCGGAGACAGCAAGAAGAACAAGCGGAAAUCAGAAGGAGAACACGAGAAGAAAAUGCAGUUAAGCGUCGAUCUUCUUCACAAGGAGGACAGCCUCGGCCAGGCUCCUUUAGUGGUUCAGAAACAGAGGUCAACAUUAUGGAGAAUCUUCUCUCAGAUAUUCGUUCUGGUUUCACACAGAGAAAAUAUGUAGAAAUGGCUCUCAAUAAGAGUAAGAAAGGGAAAAAGCUGGAUUCUUGGCAGAAUGGUGGAGUGACUUCAGAAGAUGAGAUCUCCCUCUGCAACUCUCCUCGGAUGACUCGACGCCGUAUGGGGUCCUUCUCGGGGCCCACAGGACCCCAGGGUGAAAACCCAAAUAAUGAUAACUCCCCUGAUGUUACACCAAAUGGCAGUCUACGGCGAAGACGUUCUAGGGUUCCUUCAGAGGAAGACGACCACAAACUUAUGGAUUACCUUCACACUGCUGGUCAUGAUGGGUCCAGAGAAAGGAAGUCCUGGUCUGGCAUUGCGGAGGGCUAUGGUUCCCUGGACCGGUCUUUUGCUCGUCGGGCACGUGGAGGAGGAAGAAAUCGUCCAAGUCUUUUAGCAUCUGAGUCUUCAGAGAGAGAGCGACCUGCUUCACCAUCAACCACUUCACCAGACAUCAAGCCCCAACUUCCUGAUCACAACAGACCAAGCAAAAACUGGCGCCAGAAGAUUGAGUCAUGGUUCAAAGAAAAUGAGAAAGAGGAGCGGCAGACUGAUGAGCUUAAGAGACGGCUUCACCAGCAUCGCAAGUCCUUGGAUCUGGAUACAUCACUUGACGAAGGUGGUGGUAUGGGUGGCAGUGUGACUGGUGGUGUUGCCUCCUUAGGAACCUUACCAGAAGAUCAGCAAUCAGAAGACCAUGAAAGACAAGGAGGAAUUGGUGUUGGAGGUACGGGAGGAUACCGACGCGUCUAUCAGGACUGGAGACCUUCAGUAGAAAAGACAGACGUGGUGCGUGCCAUGGAAGCCAUAGAAGAGGCACAGUCCCCAGUCCCAUGCAAGGAGAAGGAUAAAUCUCCAUGGAGAAAAAGUAAUCUCAAUGUGGCAAACUCUAGUGAAGCAACUCGGGAGGACAAUCUAACCCAAUCCUCUGCCUCCACUACUUCUGCGGCCCCUUCCAUAGCUGUCAGAAGGUUCCGCAGGCUGAGAUCCAGGUCUAAUAUUGAGCCUGGUCAAGUUGUACAAGCAGUUCAGGGCUUGGAAGAAGAUGCUGUUGACAGUGCCAGCAGACGAUCCUCUCUCAUUCAGACUCUGGGGCACAGUGAUGCACAAGAUACUCUCAAGCUCUAUAUCCGCCGUACAUCUCACGACGAACACAAAGGUUUAGCUACACACAAUAAUAAAAAUAGUGAGAGCACAGACAAGGACACAGAGCACCUUCAGGAAAGCCCUCCUCGCCGUGGGUCUGCUCCAGCAGCUUCCCCAGGAGAAGAUUCAUCCAUCAGCAGGUCAGAGCAGCUCCUCCAGAAGUACAGACAUUCUGUCGAUGUCUCUGCUGAUAUUCUACGUUCUAUUGAACAGGCUGAAUCCACACCUGGACGUGGUACUGAAGAGGGACGUCGGGAGAAACGAGUAUACCAGCGCACCAUGACUCCCUCCAGCCUGCGUUCAGCUCUUCAGCAGCGUUUAAAGGACAACCUUCAAGCAGCCCAUUUAGCUGGCACCAUCCGUUCACUGGGGGAUGAUACUACUGAACAACUGGAUGAGGAGGAUGAAGAAGAGGAAGCAGAAUCAAAAGAUGAGAACCGAGAAGACCAAAAAUUGUUACCACCAUCUAUUCCCCGCCAUCUUCGUAGGCCUUCACGUGAAGAGGGAAAGUUGGACAAAAUAGAAAUUGAUGCUGAGAAUAUUGAGACACCACCAGUAACCCGAAGAGCAUUUGGAGUGAGAAGUUUUCGCUCACCUUCUGACUCACGCUGGUUAAAUUCCAGACAAGAAGAAAGUGAGGAUCCUGAUGGGCGUAGAGUAGGUCGCCGGUUUCGGACUCUAACAAAUGAGGAUCGUCACAGCACUUUGGGAGAGAAGAAGUUAUUAGAAGGAGAGGUCAUUAGGCAGCGUCUCCACUCAGGAGUAGAUAGUUCUGAAAAUGAAGGCGCUGGUAGUGAGAUUGAGGAAUGUGGAACAGCACGCCGGUCUCAGCGUUUCAAACGCCUAGCUGACCUUGCUAAGGAUGGUGACAGUGAAACAGAGCAGAUGCUUGCAAAGCAGAAAGACCAUCCAGCAUCCAUAGUUGAUGAUGAUGGCCUGGGUGAUGGACACUUUGAACGCUUUUCAUCAAUUCGUAAAACACUGAGACAUAAAAAGGUGCAAGACAAAUUAGAAUCCAAGCCAAAUGAUGAUCAUAUAGAAUCUGAUGCCCGAAGAGGAGGAAGUAUUGGAGUUCCCCAAUUAAAUUCAACUUGCCCAGAGAGUUCUGGAAAAAGUUCUCGUGUACCUCAGGAACAUUUGGCUUGUGAAGAGCCCACUGUAGAAAAAAUUCAUACCAAUAUACAACAAGCAGAGACAAGUGAUAUAACUCGGGAAAGCUAUGAGGAUAAAGAUAGUCGGCUAAAACGAUGGCAACAUAUUAAAGAGACAAAAACUGAUAAUGAAGAACGUGGAAGCAAGUCUCGAGAAGCAGAUUCAUGGAAGGAUCGUCUUACUCGUCGUUUCAGAUCCAGUGUAGAAAAGUAUGAUGUUCAACGAGCCACAGAUGACCACAAGAGUAAGAGUGCAAAAGAUGAACUUAAACCACCAACAUCUGAACGACUGUAUCGAAAAAAUAAGGACAGUGUAGCCCGAGGCCUAGAGACUCGAGGUUCCUUUAGAGUCUCUAGUGGUACUAGUGAUGCACGGAAAGAUCGCAGAGAACGUGCACGAAGUGCUAUUGAUCCAGCUCAAGUUCGCCAAGCUUUGGACAAGGAAAAGGAGAAAGAUAAGAAGCGAUCAGUGUUUGGUGAUCCAUCUAGGGGAGUUGGAAAACUGUUCUCCAAGCUGGAAAGUAAAGAGAGUAAGGAGCCUUCAAGUCUGCGUCGUGGUGAUGCAAGAACAAGGUCACUUUUAGAUACACGAACUAGAAAUCGCAUUCGCGGCAACUCCACAAUUAAGGAUGUUGAUGAAGGGUUUGAGGACACUGGUAGCAUCAAGUCAGAAACAACAAGCCAAGGAGCAUCAUCUACAGGUGAUGUGCCUGAUGCCACUUUAGAAACAACACAUGGAGCACCGUCAUCAGUUAAUAGAAAGAAUCACAGUGAUCUGAGAGUUGAGAACCGCAUUGGAAGUUUGCGGUGUCGACCAGAUGAGCGAAAUAGUUUAAGUGCCUCUAAAAAAAGUGAGAAAUCAGGUUCUCGCUCCAGUCUUCUGUCUUCACGUUCAUCAUUAACUUCUGCAGCUUCAGUGAACACUGUUCGACCUGCAAAGCCUCCAUCAAAGUCACCUAGCACUACCAGCAUGAUCAGUAAUAAAUCUGACACAAGUAAUCGGGCUCGUGGGAAAAUGAAUGACUACACUUCUGCACUCAAGAGUUUGACCUUUAAAAGUUUACGAAUGAACCGCAGUAAUGAGGAGGAAUUUGAGACCACUCAAAGUUCGCCUUGCAGUCCUAAGGGUGAGGAUGUUCAACCACCAUCAUUUCCAGAUGACCGAACAAGGUCCUCAGGUUCCCUUCACAGUUCUGGAGGAGUCACUCCAAGUCGGCCACUCUCUCGAGCUGACUCUACACGUUCUACUGGCUCCAUCAGUAAACAAUCAAGUGAAGGUUCUUUUAAACGUGGAACAGUGCCAAAUACUAAGUCAUCAACACGUAUCACCAAUAACAACAAUAGAGUAAAGCGUCCACUUGCUCCUGCUCAGAUUCGCACUCUUGCCACCACUGAUAAUCGCAUUCGAAGUAUAAGUGGCUCCAGUGGGUCUCUGCGUAAGUCACCCAGCUCUACGCCAAAUUCUUCAGUUAAAGUGAAACGUGGAGAUUCUGGAAGCUCAAAGGAAAAUCUGUCACGGUCCAAUUCUGGCAACAGUAGGGCUGGAGGCACUUCCCGCACCACUUCUCGUUCUACUACUUCAAUAUCAAAGCCCCUUGCUGAUCGUUCAGCUAGCUUCCGCACUUCACCCCCCAAACCGGAAUUAGGAUCUAGGAGAUCUACUGGUAGUACUUCAAAUAAGAGUAGCUCCCUAAGAAAAGGAGGAAGUCUUCCAGCAUUCAUGCGGCCCACCACAUCAUCAUCUUCCAAAGUAAGUGCAACAGAUGCUCCACCAUCUACCACCCCAAUUAAAAAGGUGAAAGUAGUAUCUCGCAAUAUAACACUUUCUACACCUCGACCAAUAGUUAAAUAAUGUAUAUAAACCAGAUAAGCUAUGUCGUAAUGUCUUGAAAGACAAUCCACUUAUAGGAUACUUGAAAUUCACUGGGUAAAGAAUAUCUUCAAAAUUGUGUACCAUUAGCCUGUGAAGCUAUGCUUUGAAGACAGGCAUAAAAAACACUGCAUUUGUGAUGUGCUUGCCCAUGUUAAUAAAUAUGCCAAUUAUCCUAACUACUGUCUCUUAAUGUGAAGUGACCUGUGAAACUGUGUGCCAUGAUUGUCUUAAUGUUAUGUUGGUCCCGUCAGCUUCCCGGGUACGAUUGAACCUUGCUGUUAUUGAAAACUUCAUCUGAACUAUGUUUUUGACAUUAUUUUGUGCAGCUACAUUAUGUAGCAAAAUGUUAAGGAAACUAAUCCUACCCAAGUUAAAUUAUCAUCCCUUGUAUAUAUCCAAAUAAACAUAACCCAAGUUAAAUUAUCAUUACUUGUAAAUAUCCAGAUACACUAUUGCAAGAUUACCAUCAAACAUUUUGCCUUCACACCCUCUAAAUAUAUAGUACUAUAUACCUGAUGGCAUAUUGGCUAGGUUCAUGUACCUUCAUAGUUAAACUAAAUGGGUGAUGUUUUGCCCAUUUUUCUGUAAUUACUAAUGUAAAAAUUACUUACCCCUUCAAUACUGUAAUUAUUUUGGCAUAAGUUUUGUUAAGAAAGAGAUAUGCCAAAAUUUAUCUAUAUCUUUGUAAUAUUUUUACAUUAAUCAUUACAGUAUCUCUUGCUAUCAAUUAUGUUUCCUAAAUGAACUCUCAUAAAGAUGUAGAGCUGAUUACAUUUUGAAAUUUAUACUGACAUAAUUUUAGCCAAAAAAUGGUAACAGUGUGAGUAAUGUAAGAUCACACUUUACCCAUAGAAUUUGGUAUGGUAAGUGUGAAUAAUGCAACCUCACACUCCUCAGUCUGUGAUGCAUCCCUGUGAAAUAAUAAUCAAUAUAAGUUUUUAAUUAAAUGAUGUUAAGCUUGGAGAAAAUCCAAGUGUGCGCAUUAAGCUUGGAGCUAAUGAGUACUUAAGGUUAAGUGUAUUUACCUGCUACCUUGCCUCUAACCACAGAGGCCCCAUUAGCAUCAUUAUUAUAUUCUAUGAAUUUGGACUUCAUUUAUUACCACAAUUUGUGUCCUAAGGUUUUACUUAGUCUGGCCCUACAAGUUCAGUGACUAAAACGGUUGUGUGAUUUAAAUGAAGAAUUGCUAUGCCUUGUCCAAGUUAAUGUACAGUUAUAAUGUUAAUUUAUCGGACUAACGGCUUGCUUUAUAGUGUUUGUCGCUGUUGCUCCCAAGCUGCUGUGCCUUAAUGUUAUUGUGUGUCUGUUUGCUCUAACACUAUCUUGUAUAGCAUUUAUCUUUAAGGAGAUUAAUUUUUAUACUAUGGUCUUAAGCAAUACUGUAAUUCAUGCUUGUAAUUUUUGUGUGUUUAGAUUUUCUUAUGAUAUUGUCUAAAUAUUCUGUACAUAGAAUUUAAUAUAUCAGAUAAAGCAAGAAUACAUUUAUCUUCAUGAAUGUACUUCUGCAUAGAUAUAUUUCAAAAAUUUGCUUUAAAAUCAAAAUAAUUGCUUUGCCAAGUAGGCUACCCAUUCUAACUCAAAUAGGCAGUUUAAACUGCCGAUUUUUAUAAUUAUUUGUAAAUACUGUAUAAGCUAAUUUACAAUUUCUUUCACAUAUAUUUUUAGAAUAUUCCUUAGGCAUUUUAUGAUUCAUGAAGGUGCUUGUAAUUUUCAUAAACAGUCAGGCUUCUUUGUUAUUUUAAGAGUCCAUUGUGGCAUGCCCAGACCUCAGUCAUAUAAGUUCCUGGCUGAAGAGGUUGUACUUAAAUGAGUGUUUCUGUAAUUAUCUUGUCCAUAUGAUCCAUGUUAUAUGUUACAUAAUAUUGGUGUGUGUGUGUGUUUAUAUCUAUCCAUCUAUAUACAGUGGCACCUCGACUUAUGACAGCCCCUACUUACGAAUUUUUUUAAUUACAAUGUAAAUUUUGUCGGAAAAUGUGACUUGACUUACGAUCUUUGCCUCGACUAACGACUUUGUUGAUACGCGUAUGGGUCGACCGAUUGCGUGGUUCCUGGUGGCAUGGCCGACCCCUCCUCAGUUUACCAGAGCUGCCUGCUUAGUGACGAUCAUGCUUGUAAAGAAUUUCAUUAUUUUU